Messenger RNA from Neltuma alba, 1008 nucleotides. RefSeq names its product endonuclease 1-like. The record is from RefSeq and is a predicted model, not a curated record. The transcript has 9 exons. Gene Ontology annotation, biological process: DNA catabolic process. The coding region runs from base 1 to 1008 and encodes 335 amino acids. Gene Ontology annotation, molecular function: endonuclease activity; nucleic acid binding. Lineage: Eukaryota; Viridiplantae; Streptophyta; Magnoliopsida; Fabales; Fabaceae.
AUGAGCAGGGUUGUGUGGGGAUCUCUUGUGUUGGUAGGGUUCAUUUUGUUCAUGACUGAGCCUGCCGCAGCUCUUGACAGGAGCAAAGAGGAUCAUGCGCUGACCUGCAGAAUUGCACAGCAGCCGUCUCAUCCACCUGCUCGUCCAGCCGCCACCUGCUCCGCCAAAGUCGAUCGUGGCCGACGUGUGGACGUGUUUGGUCUCAUGAACGUUAAGCUGGGGAAGCUGCCAAAGAACCUGUGUUCCCUGAUUCAGGGUCUGGACCUGGAAGCCGCCGUGUGCCUCUGCGCCGCCUUUAAAGCCAACGUCUUAGGUAUCGACCUUAACGUUGCCACUAAAGUGGACUUGUUUCUCAAGUACUGCGGAAAAGGAACUAGCUUGGAAGAAGAUAUAGAAGUUUAUCUCAGAGAGAGAGGGAAUGAUGGGCAGGUCUGUGUGGGGAUCUCUUGUGUUGAGUUUUGUUUUGUUCAUGACUGUGCCUGGAGCUCUUGCCAUGAUUCCAAUGGUGUGCAGGACAUGUGUGUUGCUGGCGCCUUCCAGAAUUUCACUACUCAGCUUCUGAAUUAUAAAGAAGGCAGUGGUGAUCGUCGACAUAACAUGACUGAGGCCUUGUUAUUCUUGUCUCACUUCAUGGGCGAUAUUCAUCAGCCAAUGCGUGUUGGAUUCACUAGUGACGAAGGAGGAAACACUGUAGAUCUCCGCUGGUUCAGGCACAAAUCCAAUCUCCACCAUGUGUGGGACAAAGAGAUCAUUGCCACUGCUUUAAAAGAUUAUUAUCAAAAAGAUUUGAACCUCCUCUUGGAAGACAUAGAGGGGAGCUACACAGAUGGUAUCUGGUCAGAUGAUGUUCAAUCUUGGAGUCACUGCGAAGAUCUCUCUAGCUGUGUAAAUAGCUGGGCAAAAGAGAGUAUACAAAUAGCUUGCAAAUGGGGUUACAAAGGGGUUGAAUCUGGUUUGACUCCAGCAGAUGAUUACUUCAACUCGAGAAUGCCUUUGGUGAUGAAGUGA